Ostertagia ostertagi is the source of this 423-nucleotide messenger RNA. Lineage: Eukaryota; Metazoa; Nematoda; Chromadorea; Rhabditida; Trichostrongylidae. The record is from the annotation of a GenBank genome assembly.
AUGCAGUUCAUUCUUUCUGAUGAGAAACUCAAUACAUGGAUUCAAAUCAAUCUCGGUGGCCAUUACAAUCCUGCCGUAUCCAUCACGAUGCUCACAUUUGGGAAGCUAUCUUUUUUCAAUUUCUGUAUCUACUUUGUUGUGCAAACGGCUGGAGCAUUUGUGGGAGCCGCUGCAGCCUACGGGCUCUACUACGAUCAGUUUGUCAACUUUGAAGGGAAUGAGCAUAAGAUCAUCGGCCACAAAGGCACUGCUCGCUGCUUUUGUUCCUUUCCAGAUCCUCAUCUCAGCAAUCUUACUUGUUUUUUCGAUCAGAUUUGUGGCACUGGUUUGCUGGUGUUCUUCGUAUGCUGCAUUAUUGACAAGAGAAAUCAAAUUCCCGAAGUGGCGCAUCCAUGGCUAUUUGCAUUUGUACUCAUCAUGGUC